UUGACGUUGGAGUGGACGAGGCCCGACAUGGACCCCAGAUUCGUCCAUGUGAUGCGUUCUGGUCACGAACUUGUGGAUAAAAAACACCAAUUAUUCAAGGGAAGAACCUCAAUGUUCACCGAUGAGCUGAAGAACGGAAACAUUUCCCUGAAACUCUCCAACGUACAACUCUCAGAUCGGGGGAAAUACAGAUGUUUCAUUCCAGCGCUUGGCAGGCAAGCUUUUGUUCAACUGUUUUUUGCAUCCGGCUCUUCCUCUCCGCCUGUCAUCAGUUUAUCAGGACUGGACGGUCAGAGCGGAGGAGUGGUGCUGCAGUGUGAGUCUGCAGGCUGGUAUCCGGAGCCUGAGGUGUUGUGGCUGGACGCUGAGGGAAAGCUCCUCUCUGCUGGACCUCCAGAGACAGUCAGAGGUCCUGAUGACCUCUAUACUGUCAGCAGCAGAGUGACUGUGGAGAAGAGACCCAGCAACAGCUUCACCUGCAGAGUCCAGCACCACAACACCACCCACACCACACAGACACACUUCCAUGUUCCAGGACAGCUGAUGAAACCUGACGCUGUGCAGAUGGAGGCUUUGAAGGGAAACGUCGGAAAGAAGAGGAAAAAGAAAAAUCAAUCUGAGCAGCAGCUGCUUGAGGAGCAGAGGAGGAGGAAGGAUGCUGAGAAGGAAGUCCAGACUCUGGAAGAGCAGCUGCAGAACAAGAAGAAAGAGGUUGAAUCCAAACAGUCUGAGCUGCAGGAUCUCCAUGCAGAGAAACAGAGGAGCGAGAAGGAGCUGCAGAGCCUGAAGGGAGAUCUGUGGAACAAGAACAGAGAGCUGGGGAGAAUUCAGAGGAGCCUAAACAGCGUUUCCAGAUAUGAUCAGACUUCGGAAAGAGAAGAAGAACAGAAGAAGAAGGCUGAAGCUGAACAGGAAGUGGACACACUGGAGAAGGAGCUGGAGAGCAGACAGAAGGAAUCAGACACCAACAUCACAGAGUGUGAAGUGAAGGAAGCUGAAGUCCAGCAGCUGCAGGAGGAGGUUCAGAGGAUGGAGACCAGCCUGCAGACCCUGAUGGAGUCCAUCAACACGGAGCUGGAAAGAAGCCGAGCUGCUGAAGCCAGUUCUUCCUCCUCUUCACGGUUUAAACAGAAGAGAUCUUCCAGAAAUGAGUCUCAGGAGGAUCAGAAGAGGAGGGAGGAAGCUGAGACAGAAGUUUCCAUCCUGAAGGAGAAGCUGCAGAAUGAGUCCAGAAAGGUGGAGAGACUACAGGCUGAUCUGCAGAGAGGAGGAGAGGAGACGAGGAGGAGGGAGGAGGAGAUGAAGAAGGAGGUGGAGAGACUACAGGCUGAUCUGCAGAGAGGAGGAGAGGAGAAGAGGAGGAGGGAGGAGGAGCUGAAGGAGGAGCUGAAGGAGAUAAAAGAGGAAACUGAGAGAAAACUAGCUGACCUCUGGCAGAUUGAGGAGAAGCUGAAGGAGACACAGAGUCUACUGGAGAUCCAGAGAACAGAGAACAUCAGAGUGAAGACAGAGUUUGAGAAGAAGCUCCAGGAGGAGAAGAGAGGAAGAGAGGAAGAGAGGAAGCUGAGAAAGAAGUGA
This is a messenger RNA of Gymnodraco acuticeps, 1578 nucleotides long. RefSeq names its product vicilin-like seed storage protein At2g18540. Bases 28 to 1578 code for a protein of 516 amino acids. NCBI's taxonomy places the organism in Eukaryota, Metazoa, Chordata, Actinopteri, Perciformes, Bathydraconidae. The record is from RefSeq and is a predicted model, not a curated record. The transcript has 13 exons.